GUGCGUGCGAUGUGACACCGCGGCGAAAAGUCAAUCUUUGGGCAGUGCAGGCAGCCCACAGUUGUGCGAAUAACGAGCGAGAGUGAGGUGGUGAGUGAAUAUCACUCAGUUAACAAACAUUAUUCCGCCGCGGUAGGCAUAGUUUUUCAGCUAACGUUUUCGUGUAUUCAUCGUUUCGCAAGAACGAUUUCCAGUUUAUAUGCCUAUUGUUUCGCGAACGGUGCGUACAGUCCCGUUGAAGACGCGUCGUUUUUCUUUCGAACGCGAGUAGCCAGCCAAAAACUUGCAGGAUUGCCCUUUUGCUUUUGCCGACCAGUGUGCGUGUAUGUGGAACGGGAAAAUACUUUGGCGAUAACGAGAGGAAAGUUUUCGCCUCUGGAGGAAUUACUCGUAGUUACAGCGCUCGUUCAUGUGCUUUUCGGCAAAAUUUUGCUUCUUCGUAAUGUAAACCGUUGUUUUCAAAUUGUGAUCUCUGCCUCGUUUUUUGUGUGUUCAAUUUCAAGGAAGAUAAAGAAGCAUAUUCGUUAAGUUUUUCUUUUGCAGCCGCUGGAGUGCUCAUUCUCAUCAGCCAGAAUUCGCAGAAGCAAUAUCAUACACCGUUCGUACGUAAUUAGUGCAAAUCCUUUCAAACAAAAGUGAAUCACGGCAAUAAGAAGAAAAGUUGUUCGAAAAGUUAGAAGCUCAACAGCUUCCAGUAGAAGAAGCCCACGUGUGCGCAUACUUCCGAUUCCACCCGCACAAAGCCUGGCAUUCAGAAUCUGUGCUACGUGUGGGUGCCCGACACAGAAAGUAAUUUGUUCCAAACGGUGAAACCCUCUUGUGUGCAGGCUCCUCCGGUGGAGGUGAAGUUUGGGGCUGCUAGAUCUGGCGCCCGAAGUGUUGGCAGUUAGCUAAAACACUUACGCCCCCAGAGUUUGACAAAACAACGCAUAACAACAAGAUCCGCUGCAACAACAAGAAUAAAUAAAAAAGUGUAGUGAAACCAUAGCAACAGGUCGGUCGUGUGCACAAUGCGUGAGUACAAAAUCGUCGUGCUCGGCAGCGGUGGUGUGGGCAAAUCAGCCCUAACAGUGCAGUUUGUUCAGGGCAUAUUCGUGGAAAAGUACGAUCCAACGAUAGAGGACAGUUACCGGAAGCAGGUCGAAGUAGACGGACAGCAAUGUAUGCUGGAAAUUUUGGACACUGCCGGGACGGAACAAUUCACUGCGAUGCGAGAUCUGUACAUGAAGAACGGACAGGGUUUCGUGCUAGUGUAUUCAAUCACAGCACAGUCUACGUUCAAUGACCUGCAGGACCUACGGGAACAAAUUUUAAGGGUGAAGGAUACUGACGAUGUUCCAAUGGUGUUGGUCGGCAAUAAGUGCGAUCUGGAGGACGAGCGAGUAGUCGGAAAGGAGCUGGGCAAAAGUCUCGCCAAUCAGUUCAACUGUGCAUUUAUGGAAACGUCAGCCAAAGCCAAAAUUAAUGUUAACGACAUUUUCUACGACUUAGUCCAACAAAUUAACAAGAAAUCGCCAGAAAGAAAGCCCAACAAAAAGAAGAAAUCGCUGUGUGUGUUGCUCUAAGUACGCUAUUACUACUACUACUAUUACUACUAAUGAAGGAAUCGGAGGGAAACCUACAAACAAAGGUAAACAGUAACGAAACAUAAAUCGUUCAGAGUUAAGAGAUAAAAAAAGUUAUGAACAUUAUAUUAAUAUUAAUUAAAAGUAAAACGGGAAAACCAUGUUACGGUGAAAAGAAGAUACAGAUGUAACAAGCGCCGCAAGGGAAUUGACAAAAAUUGUGCAACCGAAUGUGGGAAAGAUUCGACAGAGCAUGAUCGUUUGUAAUAGUUGUAUCAGCAAACCAGACAUCAUUUCAGUGGAAAUAAAAGCACUACUUACUUGAUAAUUUCAAGUCAAAAAAAAAAGAAAAAUCUGACGCUGCACAGAGAACUACAAAAAUUAAACUAUGAAUCUUAAGUGAAAAAUAGACGAGAUACAAAAGAAAAACAUGCGUUGCCACCGCCAUCAUUGUUAAUUGUGAUUUGUUCACUCAUUUCUCGCACACACAUAAUCAAAUAUAGAAAUGGACGUUCGUUGUAGCAUCUUUCCGAUACACGCUAGAAACACACGACUAUCAUUGAUGUGUUUCCUUUUCAAACACGUGUGUGAUUACUCUUUUUCUAACCGUGAUUUUUGGCUUCCAAUUCUACACUCACACCAACACAACAAUACUGAAAACCUGAAGCUUUUUGCUUCGGUAACGAUAGAUGAAACAAAAAAAAUAAGAACAAUAUAAGCGAAAUCAAGGACUAGAACUUUUGCGCGGACGCUUUGAGCUAAUAAAAAAUAUAAAAACUUCAAGAGACUUUCUUAGAAUAGGUGGAAUACACAGUUGUAACACACUUCCAAACACACACAUUCACAGUAUACAGACACAUUGACAUGAAAAAAAAGUUCGUUCAGUCCAUGAAAAAAGUAAUACCUUGCAACUUGAAGUAUUAUUGAAAAUGUAGAACACUUGAAACCCACUAGAAAUCCAACUAGAUUUUGUACUGUUUUUUAAAGCGGUUUACUACAUUUCCUACUGUUUAGACCUCGGUUUAGACAGAUCCUAUCGCAGGAAGAACGAAGAUUGAAUACCCCUACAGGGGAAACGGGAAGGGGGAUCAUAGGGGCAGGAUUAGCAAAAGUUGGAUGCUUCUUUAAUAAAAAUAUACCAAACCGAAGUUUGAAACCGAAAAUCAAAUUUUGAAGUGCCAAACAAUGCAUUAACUCUCCCACUUUGACACUUAAACAUACAUCCACAUACACACAUGUGUUUUCUACUCUAUCACACAUACAAUCACAUACUUCUAGGGUCUAGAACUAAAAAAGGACCUGCAAAACUAAGACUUUUCUCGAUUGCUUCUUCCUACCAUUAACUUUCCUAUCGUUGAUUUUUAAAUGAUUCUAAUUAAAAAUCCCAUUUUCCGGUAUUGUCUUUUGCUAAACAAAUACUUUUAACAUAAAAAUAAAAACAAACGCAAUCGAAGUAAAUAAAACUAACAAAUUGAAAUUAUAUUCAUAAAGCAAAAAAUAAUAACAGUUCGCCUUUUGUUCGAGUUUUAGACCGUAUAUAGAGAAAAUGAAACGUAAUCAAACAUGAAAUCGUCAUCGUCGUAGUUGUCGUCGUUACACAAAAGAAAAAAAAACCUUACACAAACGAAAAGUUACAGCAGCUGAGUCAAUGACCCAAAAUGUGCUGCAAACUACAAGAAAAAAGUAAAGAAAAAUGAAAAAAUAGAUCCAAUAGUUGUAGAAGAUUAAUGCACCAAUCCUCACUCCUGUCUUUCCUUUCCGUUGUGUGCUAUCCUGCAACUGUUCUUGGGAACUAGAAUAAUAGUAGAUAGAUAGUCCUUCCAAUUCAGCACAAGCCAUUCGACUUUAUAGCAGAAAAAAGAGAAAAAAUGAAGAGGUAAAUCAAAACUGGUGCAGUAUGAAAUCACAGUGACUCGUAAACAUUUAACGAACAAACCCCCUAGAACGAAAUAAAGUUUAAUACGUAAAAAAAAAAACAUUGCAAGCUGAUGUGAUUGUCGUUAAAUUUCCUUUACACAUCCACGCACGUACUCACGCACACACAGGAGAUGUUCAAAUUAAAUAAAGCAGACAUGUGUCGAACACACCAAUACACACGAACACACACACACGCCGGUCCCCUUCGACAGCGUGUGAUCGCAGUAACAUCCACACGAAAACUUAAAUUGAUUUGCGCUCUAAAUUUGAGUGUAUCUGUCUUAUCAGGUGAUGGAAAAAAACUGCAUUUGAAAACUGAACGGAAAGAUGACACUGUUUAUUGUAACAGCCGUAGGCUGAUGCCUACGGCUGUUACAAUAGUUAGUUUAGAUUGUUAUCGUCACUUAAAACAAAAAAAAACUCCUCUUGGCUGCGGCCUAGCCGCAAUAUAACAAACUCCUUUGAAAUGCCAUGGAAUUACCAAAUGUUUCCAUAAUCGCUGAACUACGCGAUUCAGUUGUGACCACUCCAAAAAAAGCAAAAAAAAAACGAGAGAACAUAAAA
Messenger RNA from Wyeomyia smithii (pitcher-plant mosquito), 4046 nucleotides. It is a transcript of the gene Rap1, whose product is annotated as ras-related protein Rap1. The transcript is spliced from 6 exons. Gene Ontology annotation, cellular component: plasma membrane. Gene Ontology annotation, biological process: cellular response to cAMP; Rap protein signal transduction; negative regulation of synaptic vesicle exocytosis. The record is from RefSeq and is a predicted model, not a curated record. Gene Ontology annotation, molecular function: GTP binding; GDP binding; GTPase activity. Lineage: Eukaryota; Metazoa; Arthropoda; Insecta; Diptera; Culicidae. Bases 1011 to 1565 code for a protein of 184 amino acids.